CCACAGGUACCUCCUUUCUGACUUUCGGUAGCAGAGAGAAACUAAAGACCUGGAAGAAAGACGCCUGCGGCUCCUUGCUCGGUAGUAACAAUGCUACGGCGAUGAGAUUGUAGCAAGACCUUCCUGUGUGGCCUCCAUGGGUCCCACUCAACUCAGCACACAGGAUCAUGGGAAGAGGGUGGCAAGUGUAUUUGAGAUGGAGGAGGAAGGGCUUUCGCUCUUCUCUGGCUCAGAGAACCCCCCUGAGCAUGCAGAAAAUCCCCCCCUGAAGCGGAAGAAGGGCCCAGCCCCUAAGAUGCUGGGAAACGAAGUGUGCAGCGUGUGUGGGGACAAGGCCUCCGGCUUCCAUUACAACGUGCUGAGCUGCGAAGGCUGCAAGGGCUUCUUCCGCCGCAGCGUCAUCAAGGGCGCGCAGUACGUCUGCAAGAAUGGCGGCAAGUGUGAGAUGGACAUGUACAUGCGUCGCAAGUGUCAGGAGUGCCGGCUGCGCAAGUGCCAGGAGGCGGGCAUGCGUGAGCAGU
This is a messenger RNA of Eurypyga helias (sunbittern), 521 nucleotides long. Its product is annotated as oxysterols receptor LXR-alpha-like. The transcript is spliced from 2 exons. NCBI's taxonomy places the organism in Eukaryota, Metazoa, Chordata, Aves, Eurypygiformes, Eurypygidae. Gene Ontology annotation, biological process: negative regulation of transcription by RNA polymerase II; negative regulation of inflammatory response; cell differentiation. Gene Ontology annotation, molecular function: zinc ion binding; RNA polymerase II cis-regulatory region sequence-specific DNA binding; nuclear receptor activity. The annotation marks the transcript as partial. The record is from RefSeq and is a predicted model, not a curated record.